AUGUCGACGGCACUCCUCCUCCUGACGGUGCUCCUCUCCUCCAUUGUCUCCGCCCGCGCCGUUGUUCCUCAAGCUCUCGACGGUAACAAAUAUUUGCGCUCUCUUCCCCUGCUCACCAACUUAGCUCAAGCCACUGUGGCCCUGUGUCUUCGUUGUUGUUCUCUUCUGUCGCUUCCCUUGGCGGCUGCCUCCCCCCCUCCCUGGAUUGGGUGUGUGUAGAUUAGGGUUCCUCUGUUGCUGAGCCCUCCAGCUUCUGAGCAUUCUUCAGGUCUUGCCUAUGGAUGAAUGCUGGAUAUGGCUACCAAUCUCACAUAGCAGUCUCCCUCUCGCUUCCAUCAUCUGUCUUAGAUUCUUCAUCUGGAGCUGGCGAAGUUCUCUCCCGCAUCCCUCUCUGCUAUUCAGAACAGCAUGACUCUCUGCCAUAACUUAUCCUUUCUAUUCUCCUUGUCGUCCACUUCCUCAUUGCAGCCUGCGGAUCCUCUUGGUUUAAUGGCGAACUAGUCCAGGGAUUCCAUGACCUCUGUCUAGAUCUGACAUGAUAUUCGAUCUACAGUGCUUUCUAUCUAUAUACCUACCUACUCACAGUGGCCCUUCAAUCUCCGGUUGCAGGGCUGCUGGAGAAUGGCAACUUCGAACAAGGCCCCAAGUCCGGGAAGAUCAACAAGACGGUCAUCAUGGGCAAGCACGCCCUGCCCGGGUGGACCAUCCGGGGCCUGGUGGAGUACGUCUCCGGCGGGCCGCAGCCAGGCGGGAUGUUCUUCGCGGUGGCCCACGGAGUCCACGCCGUGAGGCUCGGUAACGAGGCGUCCAUCUCCCAGAACAUCUCCGUCAAGCCGGGAUCUCUCUACUCCCUCACCUUCAGCGCCUCCAGGACCUGCGCACAGGACGAAGUCCUCAGGGUGUCUGUUCCUCCUCUCUCCGGCGACCUUCCUCUCCAGACGCUCUACAGCAGCGACGGCGGUGACACCUAUGCUUGGGGUUUCACCGCCGCUUCUGCCACCGUGGAGGUCAUCUUCCACAACACUGGAGUUCAGGAGGACCCCGCCUGCGGGCCCCUGUUGGACGCCGUCGCCAUUAAAGAGCUCUUCCCACCCAAGCCCACCAGAGGUGAAUGUAAUCCAUCUCCUCUGCCAUGCUAGUUUCUUGAGCUUGCAGAGGAGUUUGCUCAUGGGUUUCUCUCUGCUCGGUUACAGGCAACCUGGUGAAGAACGGUGGGUUCGAGGAGGGGCCGCAUGUAUUCAAGAACGGGUCCCAUGGCGUCCUCCUCCCGCCAAAGCAGCUCGACGUCACCUCCCCGCUUCCUGGAUGGAUCAUCGAGUCCCUCAAGGCGGUGCGAUACGUUGACUCGGCCCACUUCGUUGUUCCCUCUGGAAUCUCCGCAGUGGAGCUCGUCGCCGGCAGGGAGAGCGCCAUUGCCCAGGUGGUGAGAACAGUGGCAGGAAAGGCCUACAAGCUCUCCUUCUUGGUUGGGGACGCGAAGAACGGCUGUCAUGGAUCCAUGACGGUGGUGGCCUUCGCCGCCAAGGGGGUGGCCAACGUCCCCUUCGUCUCCUCCGGCAAGGGCGAGUUCAAGCCUGCGACGUUGACUUUCGAGGCCAUAUCUGACAGGACUCGUAUCACCUUCUUCAGCUCCUUUUACCACACCAAGGUCUCCGACCCCGGGUCUCUCUGCGGGCCCGUCAUUGACGAUGUCAGGGUCUACCCUGUCUCUUAG
Spirodela intermedia is the source of this 1714-nucleotide messenger RNA. The record is from the annotation of a GenBank genome assembly. Lineage: Eukaryota; Viridiplantae; Streptophyta; Magnoliopsida; Alismatales; Araceae.